CCAGUGCCGUUCACAUAAUUUUGCCCCUCUUAAUAAAAUUUUCAAGACCCUCAACUCUCCUGGCGCCGCCACGUGUCCCAUCGUUUUCUGCAUUAGUUUCCUUCGCUCUCAGGUAAUAGUCACGCAACACAACCGCACCAAACUAACUAACUUUUCUUCGUUUAAAUAACUCAAAAUCAAAAAUCUAAUCAUCAGUUUAAAUUUUGAAGCUUCGUCAAGCGAUCACGUCCGAUUUUGAGCUUCUCGACUUCCUGAGGUUCGUUUGCGCCAUGGCGGAGGAGAAGAAGGUGUGCACAUCCGAGUCCGUGGUAGAAGGAAGUCGCGAUGUUUGGAGCGCCAAACCCUCACUUUCUUCCUCCGCGGAUCAUCUUGUGGUCAUGGUCAAUGGAAUUCUCGGAAGUACAACGGAUUGGAAGUUUGCGGCGGAGCAGUUUGUUAAGGAGCUUCCUGAUAAAGUUUUUGUUCACUGCAGCGAACGAAACGUGGCUAUGCAGACUCUAGAUGGUGUGGAUGUAAUGGGAGAGCGAUUGGCAGAGGAGGUUCUUGAAGUGAUUAAAACCAAGCCAAAUAUGCGCAAGAUCUCCUUUAUCGCACACUCAGUGGGAGGUUUAAUAGCAAGAUAUGCUAUUGGAAGGCUGUAUAGGCCACCUGAAAAAGGAUCCAUGGAGGACUCAUGCAAUAACGAAUGUAAGUUGGACUUGGUGGGUACAAUAGCUGGCUUGGAGGCUAUGAAUUUCAUAACUGUUGCCACACCACAUCUAGGGUCAAGGGGCAAUAAGCAGGUUCCAUUUCUUUUUGGGGUAGCUGCUUUUGAGAAGGUUGCAAGUUGUGUUAUCCAUUUGAUUUUUAGAAGAACAGGUCGGCAUCUUUUCCUUACUGAUGAUGAUGAAGGAAAACCUCCUUUGCUUGAACGCCUGGUUGAAGACUAUGGUGAUUUGUAUUUUAUGUCUGCAUUGCGCACUUUUAAACGACGGGUUGCAUAUUCAAAUGUAGACUAUGAUCAUAUUGUUGGCUGGAGAACAUCAUCCAUUAGAAUUGAUAAUGAACUUCCUAAGUGGAAGGAUACCGCCAAUGAAAAAUAUCCACAUGUUGUAUAUGAAGAGCACUGCAAGGCUUGUGACGCUGAGAAGUGUGACAUAGUGGAAGAUAACAGCUCUGACAAGAUAGAAGAGGAACUUGUAAAAGGCUUAUCUCGUGUGUCAUGGGAAAAGGUAGAUGUUAGCUUCCGCAAUAGCAAACAUAGAUUUGCUGCUCAUAGUAUCAUUCAGGUCAAAGACCAAAUCACUCAUAAAGAAGGUGCAGAUGUUAUACAGCAUAUGAUUGAUCAUUUUCUUGUCUAGAAGCUUUUAGUCUCUUAAGUUGUCUGCUACGGUCUUAGCAAUAUAAGCAUGUCACAGGAUGGAAACAACUGGUUCCUUGAGUGACAAAAUUCUCCAUUAGUUGGGGUGAAGAUGAAAUUGAAGUUUUGUUUAUCGAUAUUUCUUUAUAUGGUUUUUCUAACAUGUGCCAUGGUUAUAUAAUAAGAACCUAUAAAUAGUAAGUUUUUUUAUUGGAAAUCAUAUAAUAUCACUAAAUUCAAUACAUUGAUAACAUUAAUUGCCACAAUUUUCAAUAAAAACUUACUAUUUAUUUCUUAUCAUGUGUCCAAAGGCACGCAUUAGAAAAAUUGAUAAUAAUAUGUAUAUAGAUAGAACACUAUGGGAUAUCCGUGCGAUGCGGGGACAGUAGAAUUUAUCUUUUCCAAUUUCUUCUAUUCCAUUUUUAAUGUAUAAACAUUUAGUGUUAUUGAUUUAUUUAUUUAUUUUUCAUUUGGCU
Messenger RNA from Abrus precatorius (Indian licorice), 1815 nucleotides. RefSeq names its product putative lipase YOR059C. The record is from RefSeq and is a predicted model, not a curated record. The transcript has 12 exons. Bases 270 to 1340 code for a protein of 356 amino acids. NCBI's taxonomy places the organism in Eukaryota, Viridiplantae, Streptophyta, Magnoliopsida, Fabales, Fabaceae.